Heterocephalus glaber (naked mole-rat) is the source of this 3558-nucleotide messenger RNA. The record is from RefSeq and is a predicted model, not a curated record. NCBI's taxonomy places the organism in Eukaryota, Metazoa, Chordata, Mammalia, Rodentia, Bathyergidae.
ACCAAACAGAUUUCAGAAACUGUUCCUCCCACCUGGACCAAAGACCCGGCCUGGGGAGCCGCAGUGGGAGGCACUGCCGGCCAGGCAUGUGAUGCCUGGGGGACAAAGCCUGGCUCUGCUCCAAGCCUCUCUCAGCCCAGCCUGUGAGCUGCUUGGCCGGACGUCACCAGAAACCCGGCCUCCCCUGGGACUCCACCUGCUGCAGGCUCCCUGGUGUCGGGUUCCACAAACACCCUGAGCCGAAGGGCGGUGGGGACACAGUGGCCAUAGCCUGGCCCUGCCCUCUCGGGGGUCACAGACGGGGGCCCAGGACAGACCUAUCCCAGGGAGAGCACAGGGCGGCCAGCCUGGGAUAAGGAGAGCUGGGGCAGCCCCCGAGGGUUUCCUGGAGGAGGAAAAUGGGAACCAGAGCUGGGGGAGCAGACUGCGGUCAUCUUCUCCUGAGCACCCAGGGCAUCAAGGCAGGCUCUGAGCAGGGUGGGCAGAGCCAGGCUUAGGUUUCAGGAAGACCCUUUGUGCCAUAUGAACAGACCAGGGGAGCGGGGGGGCAGGGGUGGGGUAAUGGGGGAGCUCCCUGAACAGGUAGAGGCCAGGGUAGGGGUGCACAAAGACAUGUUUAAGAGGCAGUCGCUAGUUGGGUGUAGUGGUGCACACCUGUUAUCCCAGCACUUGGGAGGCUGAGGCAGGAGGAUGGCUGUGAGUUCAAGGCCAGCCUGGGCUACACAGCAAGCGGGUGACUUACACACAGAAAGAAUGAUACACACUUGACAUGCCAACUACUCAGGAGGCUGAGGCAGAAGGAUCAAAAGUUCAAGUACAGCCUGGGCAACUAAGCAAGACCCUGUCUCAAAAUAAAAAGAAAAAGGUCUGAGGAUGUAGCUCAGUACGAAAGGCCCUGGGUUCCACCGGGAGGGCUGGAGGGAAAAAUGGCAGAAGCAGCAGUGUGGGUGUGAGGGUGCUUGGGCUGAUAAGUCCACGUCCUGGUCCCAGCGAUGGGGUGGCCCCGCCCCCGGAAGAGGACCAGGGCUCACCUGGGAAGACGCUGAGGUCAGUUUGGGGCAGGUGAGAGAGAAGCUCAGAGAGACACUGAGACACCAACGUGACAUCAGGAUGCUGUCCCGGGCCUUGUUGACAGCGGAUCCAGGACAGAGCAGGGUGAGACAGCCAAGGCCCAUGGGCAGAGAGGGAAUCGAGCCCUCAAGAAGGGGGAGAAGAGAAUGUGGGUGCCAGGUCCUUCGCAAGAGGCCACUAAGAAGAGUCCAGAUGUCCGCCCCUUUGGAGACAGAGCUGGACUGAACUCGGCAAGUCAGAGUCUCUGCUCGUGCCUCAGGUUCUCCAGAUGCAGACGGGGCCCUGAAGGAGGCUGCCUCACAGUGGUGAUCUCCCCCAGCUCCAAGUCACCAAACCCUCCUGGGCCCGGUGGCAGACGGAGCCAGGCACCAACCAGGAAGGACCUCCAAGCUCCAAGCACCACACACCAGUGUCCCUGUCCCUGAGACCCAGCCUGUGCUAGAAGAUGGUGCCAACCGGGUGCAGCUGGCUUGUCCUCAGUGCCGCGGUCCUGAGUGUGGGCGCUGAGAUCUCCAUCACCCCCGAGCCCGCCCAGCUGGCCCCGGGGGACAAUGUCACCCUGCUGGUCCGCGGGCUCUCUGGGGAAGAGCUGGCCUACACCUGGUAUGCGGGGCCCACGCUCAGCCUGUCCUACCUGGUGGCCAGCUACAUCGUAAGCACGGGCGACGAGACCCCCGGUCCGGCCCACACGGGGCGGGAGGCCGUGCGCCCCGACGGCAGCCUGGACAUCCAGGGCCUCCUGCCCGGUCACUCGGGCACCUACAUUCUGCAGACACUCAACAGGCAGCUGCAGACCGAGGUGGGCUACGGACACAUGCAGGUCUAUGAGACCCUGGCCCAGCCCACGGUCCUGGCCAACGCCACGGAGCUCGUGGAGCGGCGCGACACCCUGCGCCUGCUGUGCAGCAGCCCCAGCCCCGCGGAGGUCCGCUGGUUCUUCAACGGCGACGCCCUGCCGGUUGCGGUCCGCCUCGGCCUGUCCCCAGACGGCCGCACGCUGACCCGGCACAGCGUCCGCAGGGAGGAGGCGGGGGCCUAUCAGUGCGAGGUGCGGAACCCGGUCAGUGUGAGCCGCAGCGAGCCCCUCAACCUGACCGUGUACUCCAUAGAUUUGAAACCUCCCUUGAAAUGUGCUGGCCCUACACACUCUUCACAGAAUACUGAGAUUUCCCCCGGAGGGGAAAUAAUCCUCAAGAUCCCAGAGCAAAUUAGAGAUCAAGUCGGCCCGGAGCGUGUGGCCAUCGUGCAGGACUCCACCACCCGCACUGGCUGCACCAUCAAAGUUGACUUCAACACGUCCCUCACCCUGUGGUGUACAUCCCGCUCGUGCCCGGAGCCUGAGUACGUAUGGGCCUUCAAUGGGCGGGCCCUGGAGAACGGCCGAGACCACCUCAACAUCAGCGGCAUGGCGGCCGCCCAGGAGGGCACAUACACGUGCAUUGCUAAGAACCCCAAGACACUGCUGUCUGGCUCUGCCUCGGUGGUGGUCAAGCUCUCCGCGGCAGCCAUCUCCAUGAUGAUCGUGCCAGUGCCAACCAAGCCCGAGGAGGGCCAGGACGUGACCCUGACGGUCCAGGGCUACCCCAAGGACCUGCUGGUCUAUGCCUGGUACCGUGGGCCAGCCUCCGAGCCCAACCGGCUGCUGAGCCAGCUGCCAUCAGGGAACUGGAUCGCGGGCCCGGCGCACACGGGCCGGGAGGUGGGCUUUGCCAACUGCUCACUGCUGGUACAGAAGCUGAACCUCACGGAUGCUGGCCGCUACAUGCUCAAGACCGUCACUGUGCAGGGCAAGACCGACACGCUGGAGCUCGAGCUGCAGGUGGCCCACGGGACAGCGUUCCUGCCAUCAGACACUGGAGUUUAUCUCUACAAAUGAGAUAGCGAUGAUCUCCACUAAGACAGAGGCUUCUAGGUGUGGGAUUUGUGUCUCCUCCAUCAGACCGGAGGUCCCAGAGUCAGGGUCUGUGUCUCCUCCAUCAGACUGGGGGUCCCAGAGGUGGACCCUGUCUCCUCCAUCAGACUGGGGGCCCCAGAGUCAGGGACCCCGUCUCUUCCAUCAGACUGCAUUUCCAGAGGCCUGGAGCCCUGCUGCUGAGCCAGGUGCACUGGACAGGAAGCUCUCAGACUGGGAACGAGGUCACUUCCUGGGUCUGGAGUCGCCUCCACCAUCAGACUAGGCACUUUCAGGAGUCCUGGGCCUGGGUCAGGAACGGUGCUGUCACCCUCAGACUGGCACCCUUCAGGAUCAGGGACCCAGUCACCGCCCCAGCGCCCAUUCUCUUCUGGGGUCGCCUCAGUAGUAGGCCCCUGGUCUUCGUCCCUGUCAGAGGGGUGGCUGCCCAUCCCUUUGCCCACCCUGGCAGCAGGUGCCACAGAGCCGGGAACCCUUCUCACCUGUCUCUCUUCUCACAUCCAGCUCCCUCCCUCGCACGACGACCAAUGCCACCCUCCUGACCUUGAACCUGGCACAGGCUGAGCGCGGGGCGG